AUGAUUCUCUCAGCAGUCCUACUCCUUGCCUCCGCCGCCCACGCCCUCGUCCACGGCGUAGACAGCUCAACUUUGGUUCCCACGGCCACGUACUCCAAAGUGCACAGCGAAGGAUUCACCAAGGCCGUCAUCCGCGGCUAUCAAGAAGCCUGCGCCUCCGGAGGCAGAGUAGAUCCCAAUUUCGUCCCAAGCUACAACAACGCGAAAGCCGCAGGAUUCACCAACAUCGACACUUACUGGUUGCCCUGCAACGGCAGUGGCAACAAGUGCAAAUCAUAUGCCGAACAGCUUGGAGAACUCCAGAAUGCCAUCAAGUCCAACAAUAUGCAAAUCGGCCGCAUCUGGGUCGAUAUUGAAAAGGACAUGGCGUGCAACAACUGGAACUAUGGCCAGGGUGGUAACUUGAGGGAGGCUCGGUCGUUGACUUCCGCCUUGAGAACUUCGGGUGUUCAAUUUGGCAUCUAUUCGUCUGCCGCGGAAUGGGGUGGCAUUUUCGGCAGUCUUGGUACGGUUGUGGACAGCAGUGUUCCGCUUUGGUUUGCGACAUAUGAUCGCGUUGAGGAUCUGCACAUGAAGACGCCGUUUGGGGGGUGGACGAGCGCUUUUGGCAAGCAGUAUAGUGACAUGUCGGCUUCUGGGAAGUUCAAUUUGAACGUUUUUAGCUCCUAA
This is a messenger RNA of Pochonia chlamydosporia 170, 669 nucleotides long. RefSeq names its product glycosyl hydrolases family 25 domain-containing protein. The record is from RefSeq and is a predicted model, not a curated record. NCBI's taxonomy places the organism in Eukaryota, Fungi, Ascomycota, Sordariomycetes, Hypocreales, Clavicipitaceae. The coding region runs from base 1 to 669 and encodes 222 amino acids. Gene Ontology annotation, biological process: cell wall macromolecule catabolic process; peptidoglycan catabolic process; signal transduction. The transcript has a single exon. Gene Ontology annotation, molecular function: lysozyme activity.